Capsella rubella is the source of this 1122-nucleotide messenger RNA. Its product is annotated as putative F-box protein At2g33200. The coding region runs from base 1 to 1122 and encodes 373 amino acids. The transcript has a single exon. Gene Ontology annotation, molecular function: protein binding. Lineage: Eukaryota; Viridiplantae; Streptophyta; Magnoliopsida; Brassicales; Brassicaceae. The record is from RefSeq and is a predicted model, not a curated record.
AUGUCUAGAAUUCGUAGUGAUUGGUCGGAGCUUUGUUCCGAUAUUUUGAGACUAAUCUUCGAAGGAUUAGGGUCAAAAGAUUUUCGUCGAGCAAGAAGUGUUUGCUCACAUUGGUAUGAUGUUUCAAGAAAAUGUACGCUACCUCUGUAUCCAUGGCGAAUUCUGUUCAAAGAGGGUUUGACUUUUUUGUGCGAUCCCGGUGAUGUUGAAGAAAAUUUUCACGUAAAAGAACAUCUCGGUUUCCAUCUAUCGAAAAGCUCUGUUAUGGCUAGUUGCAGCACCUGGCUCUUGAUGAAGGAUCCUAGUCUCCUAUAUCUUUUGAACGUGUUUACUCCUGAGACGAUCAAUCUUCCAUUGAUGGAGUCAUGUCAAGAACGAAGAGACGAUGAUUUUGAAGGUUUCAUCAAGUCCACCUACAAAAGACAAAAGAUAUCAAAGUUUAGUUGUGCCCAAAAUCCGGCAUGUUUUUGGAUAAACGAGAGAAGAAGGGAUUAUGUUGUAGCUUGGAAUGACCAGAAAAGCAACAACUUGUUCACAUAUAAGAAAGGAGAUGACUAUUGGUAUACCCUUGAAGGCAUCAACUGUGUAGACAUGGCGUAUAAAGACGCCAAGCUUUAUCUAUAUACGUUUGAUUGCUCCAUCAAGAUUUUUGAUUUCUCUGGAGAUUUCCCUAACGAAAUCAUACGAGGAAACCCGUAUCGUAACCAUCCGUUUCACUAUCCUUUUCAACCUUGGGAAUCCGUUUGGAAGGCUAAAGUUGCGACUACGAACUCGGGGGAUGUUUUGAUCGUUUUGAGCAUGAGAGGGUUAGUAGGGGAACGUUUCUUUAGCAUGUUCAAGAUGAAUUCGGAAAGUGGUGACUGGGAGAGAGUAGAAUCUCUCGGAGGUGAGGUGUUGAUAUUUGGUCACGGGGUCACAAUCAAAGAUGUCAAUGGUUGGGGAAUCAAGAGUGAUUCAAUCUGCUUUGGUAAUGAUGAUCUUUGUCCAACUAGUGGCUGUGCUGCUCGUUUUAAACCCAACAAGAAAAAUAAGUCUGGUGUGUUUGAUCUAGCCACGAGUAGAAUCACAUCAUCAGCUGAAUCGUUCUCGAAGGGUUUUUGGUUUGUUCCUGGAGGCCAGUAG